GCACGAACGUCGAAUUGCGCGCCAUUCUUCCUCCCCUCUCCCCCCCCUCCCCUCUUCUCCUCCCCCUUCCUCUCAUUUAAUACCCUCGAAAUACCAAUAAAUUAAACCCGACGACAAGAUGGGUGUUGCUUUUGACAAGUGCGAGACACGGCCGGAAAAUAUCGAGGUCAUCCUCAGCGGCCUGGACAGAUAUAACCCCGAGACUACUACAGUGUUCCAAGAAUAUGUUGCUCAGCAGUGCGAGGACCGAACAUUCGACUGCUAUGCUAACUUGGCGCUGUUGAAGCUCUACCAAUUCAACCCUCACCUCCUCCAGGCGGAGACCGUCACCAACGUCCUCGCCAAGGCUCUUACCGUCUUCCCCUCGCCGGCUUUCUCCCUCUGCCUUGCCCUGCUCCCCGCCCACACCCAGCCUUUCCCAUCCGCAGACCCCGAAGCUCAAUCCGCCGCCCAGGCCUCCGACUUUGUUGAAUCGGUCCAGAAGCUCGCCCGUCUCUCCACACUACUCGAGUCUGCCCAGUACGCCCAGUUCUGGUCGACCCUGAACUCCGACGAUCUGUACGCCGACCUGGUGGCCGACGUUGCCGGAUUCGAGGAGCUGGUGCGCAUCCGCAUCGCCGUCGAGGUUGGCAAGACUUUCCGUGAGAUCAACGCCGAUGUGCUCGAGCAGUGGCUGGACCUGAGAAGCCGCGAGGCUGUGGAGAAGUUCGUCGUCGACGUGUGCACCUGGCAGGUCGAGAAGGGUGCCGACGGCACCGUCGUCAAGGUGCCCACCAACCAGGAGAACGAGGCCCGCAGCGAAGUCAAGAGUGAGCGGGUCGCCUUUGAUAUGUUCGGUCGUGUCAUCAGACGGGGUUUCGAGCAGCCUGCAUAAAUGAUAUAAACGAUAUCCAAAUGUUUAUUCUGUUAGGUUGAUUUGGGAUUUCUUUUUUUUUUUU
Aspergillus wentii DTO 134E9 is the source of this 938-nucleotide messenger RNA. Its product is annotated as CSN8/PSMD8/EIF3K family protein. NCBI's taxonomy places the organism in Eukaryota, Fungi, Ascomycota, Eurotiomycetes, Eurotiales, Aspergillaceae. The record is from RefSeq and is a predicted model, not a curated record. Bases 119 to 874 code for a protein of 251 amino acids. Gene Ontology annotation, biological process: regulation of translational initiation. The transcript is spliced from 2 exons. Gene Ontology annotation, molecular function: ribosome binding; translation initiation factor activity. Gene Ontology annotation, cellular component: cytoplasm; eukaryotic translation initiation factor 3 complex.